AUGCUCUCUCUUUUGUUCAAAAAUAAGAUCACCGAGGAGGAGCAAAUCUAUCUGUUGGACAAAUUCAGGGGAUUCCCACAGAAAUAUGAAUACGACAUCACCCACGAUGUCGAUAUGAAGCUCUCUAUCUACGUCGGGGAUAAAGAUGAUGCGCAAAUGAUGAUCGAUAGAUUGAGAGCCGAUGGUCUAAAAUUCAUCGGUCAAAUCCACCGCGGACGCCCGUUCCUUGAGUGUAUCCGUCGAGGGGACGACAAUGAUCAUGGAGAUGCCGAUCAUCAGACCGGAGAGCCACCAGCAAAAGAAAACAUAAAAAAUGCAAAUCCAGAGAGAGCUUCUUCUCCACGUCCAGAAGCAGAGCCGAAUAUCGGACGGGCCUUGGACGAAAUGAUAUUGGCAGAUAGUCAAUCAAUGUCUCAAAGAUACGAUCGUGAUGACGAAGACGGAGAGCCACCAGCGAAAAAGAGAGUCGAAAACGCAUAUACACCCCGCAGAACUCCUUCUUUUCCACGUCCAGAAGCAAAGCCGAUUUUCAGUCAUGCUUUGGACAAAUUGCACGAGAGGCAAAAUCUAUCAUCGUCCCAAAGAUAUGUCACCGUUGACCAGUUUGAAGAGUUGCGUCAGAAAGCUCAGGAUCAGUUGAACGCGUUCUCGAUGGAUUUGAUGAGUCAAGUUCAAGCCAUCUCCGCAACCGUUGCUAUUCAUGCGAGAUCCGCUCAAAAUUCGGAUACCUCUGAUCUGGCUUCUCCAUCGAACUCUGCCAAACCGCAACCGAUGUCAGCACAAUUCAAGGCCAAGAAUGAGCUGAUUGCCAAUGGAAUCCGUUGUGAGAAAUGCGGAACAACAGUUCAUGGAGCCGAGCCAAUUACCAAGCUCAUCAUGGCGGUUCGAGAGCAUGUCAUGACCCACUUUGACAGUGAGAAUCCACGUCUCAAGCGCUUCAAGUGCAGAGAAUGCAAAGAUUUCUCUACCAACUUCGUUGAUGACUUUGAGAAGCAUCUGAAAAAGCACGGAAGUAUGACAGGUCUAACUGAGAAGAGGCAGAAAUUGACUGCCAAUUUGCUCACAACCACUCAUCUGAAGUUGAUCGCAAAACUCUCUUCUGAUUGUUUCCCUGAGGUCUUCGAGAAAAACGCUCCAGAAAUCAAUACGAUUCGCGCUGUGGAUACUCCGAUGAGAGCCAAAGCUUCCGUAUUCCCCAAUUUGGAUCGCCUCUGCUGCUCCAAGUACAAUAUCCCAUACUCAGCGACUGGACGCACUUCACUUCCAGGGAAUGUCAUCAAAAUCGACUGA
This is a messenger RNA of Caenorhabditis briggsae, 1290 nucleotides long. NCBI's taxonomy places the organism in Eukaryota, Metazoa, Nematoda, Chromadorea, Rhabditida, Rhabditidae. Bases 1 to 1290 code for a protein of 429 amino acids. The transcript has 6 exons. The record is from RefSeq and is a predicted model, not a curated record.